AUGCCCCAAAAGGCAGAAGGGGAUGCUAAAGAAGAUAAAGCCAAGGUGAAGGAUGAGCCUCAGAGAAGAUCUGCAAGGUUGUCUGCUAAACCUGCUCCUCCAACGCCAGGGCCCAAGCCUAAGAAGGGAGAGAAGGUGCCCAUGGGGAAGAAGGGGAAAACUGAUGCCGGUAAGGAUGCGAAUAAUCCCGUGAAAAGCGGAGACGCCAAAACAGACCAGGCACAGAAAGCCGAAGGAGCUGGAGAUGCCAAGUGA
Molecule: messenger RNA, 255 nt
Organism: Acomys russatus (golden spiny mouse)
Lineage: Eukaryota; Metazoa; Chordata; Mammalia; Rodentia; Muridae
Product: non-histone chromosomal protein HMG-17-like
Exons: 1
Coding region: 1-255 (84 amino acids)
Biological process (GO): chromatin organization
Cellular component (GO): chromatin; nucleus
Molecular function (GO): nucleosomal DNA binding
Source: RefSeq, a predicted model, not a curated record